Molecule: messenger RNA, 3774 nt
Organism: Sabethes cyaneus
Lineage: Eukaryota; Metazoa; Arthropoda; Insecta; Diptera; Culicidae
Product: kinesin-related protein 6
Exons: 6
Coding region: 1-3774 (1257 amino acids)
Biological process (GO): extracellular matrix organization; cell adhesion
Cellular component (GO): extracellular matrix
Molecular function (GO): cell adhesion molecule binding
Source: RefSeq, a predicted model, not a curated record
AUGAGACGUUUGAUUCUGCUAGUGGGCUUCCUGAUAACAGGUGUGCUGUCGCAAGGAUUCCUGAAGCCGCCUCCCUUCAGACCGUCGCAGUCCAAACUGCAAAGGCGGCAACUAACGCAGCAUCAACAAGCACACAUCCUUAGCGAUAUUCAGCAGCACCAGCAUCGAUUUAACCUGCACCAGCAUCAGAGGCCUCAGAACGUCGUCAUACAACCGUCUAUUCAACUGCCGCUGCCUCCACAGCAGUCAAACCAACGGCCGUUUUCAAGCACCAACAACAUUCCCUUCCAGGCAAACCCACCCCCGUUCAACGGCAAACAGCUUCCUCCGCCGCUGUCACCAAACAAUUUCAGACCACCACAAUCCAGCAGACAACAACACAAUGGCUUCGGAGCACAAGUAAACCGAAUAUACUUCCAACAUCACACACAAACCUCAUUCAUACCAAAUUUUUUACGACUCUUGCAGCAAGAAACACGACACCCGUCACCUCCAUCACCACAACAGCUACGACCCGCUCCGAACACGCUUCAACCACCACAACAGCAAUUUUUCAACGGGCCCCCGCUUAGUAAUCAACCCUUCGGCGGCAAUGUCUUUCCGACAGAGGGCCAUCUCAAUGCGCCACGAUUGCCCGACACUCGUCCUGUAACACAUUCCGCUCAAAAUCCCUUCCUACAAGCUCCAACCUUCCCAGUUCCACAACAACAACCACAACAGCCACAACAACAUCCCGUUACACAAAUUCGCUUCCCUUCGAAUGUGCAAGUCCCUCAAGCGCAAGCGCUCUUCCAAAAUCCUCCACAACACCAAUUCCCACCGAACCAAGUGUCGUCUCCCUUCAACCAAAACAUCCAACAACAGCCGUUCGAUAGCAAUCAUCUUCGCUCCGAAGUCGUCCCCUUAGCUCAACAGCCACUACAGACUUCCAAUUUCAAUCCAUUCGCCGCCCAACAUCAACCACAGUUCAACAAUUUCCCGCCCAUUCACGUGCCAGUAUUCGCACCCACGCAAACCCUCAACUCACAACCCGGAGUAUUUCCUCAAAUUGCUCCAGCAGCAAUUCAGCUGAAUCAGCCUCAACAAUCCUUCCCUGUACAAAAUCCACAGCAGCAACAACUAACCUUCCAGCAACAGCAGGAACUGGAAAACCGCCUCAAGGAGGAGAGCAUCCGAAUCCGCGAACUGCAAGAAAGGCAGAAAGUUAUUCAAAAGCACGAACAAUUCCUGCAGAAACAGUACCAGAAACAGCAAGCAAAGGUUCAGCAACUCCACCAAGAUUUCCUCAAAAAGCAGCAAAAAAUUGUGCAGCAACAGCAAGAUUACGAAACCAUCAGGAAAACUCCCGUCGUUGGAAGUCAAAUCCGCGAAAUGAUUCCUUCUGAUCGACCAGUACAGGAGAAAGCAACAAAAGCCAGUCAAAGUCCUAAUCCUACCACAGCCGCUUCCAACCUAUCGCCUUCGACAACCGAACGAAGCUUGUCGGUUAUUCCUCUGAAAACGAACAGCAAGAAAGACUACAGCACCAUUUCUAAAACCGAUCUGGAUGCCCUACUGCAAUCGAACCGUCAAAAUCUGUUCCAAACUGAAUCGGCAAAACCCACCAAACCGAAACCAACGAAAGUCAAAUCGACGAAGGCGCUCGGCCGCGACGAGCUGCUCAAACAACUGAAAGCGGCUCUCGCCGAGCAGGGCCAUCAGGAUCUUGGCGGUAAAAACUUCAGCACCACCGACAUCGUAUUACCGAACGGCGAAAAAGUGCAAAUUAUCCGUACCACCGAUCCGGAAAUCAUCAAGCGUGCCAACGUCAACUCGGAGGCUGUACUAACGCAACAAGUUGACUCGCCCACGACGGCCAAACCGUUGUCCAUUUCGGAUAUUGCAAAAAGCGGAAUUCUUCCGCCCGGCGCUGACUUUGAGCUUAUCAAGCAAAACGAUGACGGUCGCAUCGAGGAAGUUGCCAAAAUUCCACCCCAAAAGAAGGUUACCUUUGUUUACCUGGAAGAACAGGACGAUGGUUCGUACAAGGUGCAAGGUGUCAAGGGUAGCAGCGAUAAGGAAACUAAAACUUCCGGAGCCGACGUGGACAGUAUUUUGAAACGAAUCAAGAACGGCGAAAUUCAGCUGCCACCACCAUCGAACAAAGCACUAAAAGUUCCAAUUAUUGUUGAAGGACCAGCUGCGAAUACAACGCCCCGAAUAGUGCCCGUUCAAAAGGCUAGCUCGGUGACGAUCAUUCCACACAGUACGCCUUUGGAAAAUCAUCAAUCAACCAACUUCAUGGCAGAUCACACCAUUCCACGAACCGCUUCGUCACCUGCCUCAACUAGCUACGCCUCAACGGCAGCUCCAUCGAGUCCCAGCUCCGUCACCGCCUUUUCACCAAGUACCUACUCUGGAAGUACAAUACACCAGUCUUCCCUGCCAGCCAUUUCAACUCAAUCUACCAUCCCCAACUACUACCAGAAUGACAACACCAUUUUCAAUACUGGAGCCAGCGCAACAUACGCUUCCAGCACUACAGCGCCCCCAACCGUAGCGCCCAUCCCGGUCUCCACAACGCCCCAGUACAUUUCUACACGAUCCGAGAACUACAUUUCAGCAUCAACUCUGGCACAACAAACGGCCAGCUCUAACGUGUACCAGCAGCAAUCGACCGGUAAGUUCGAUGUAGUGAACCCGACUGCUUCCACCGCGGAAUCAACCGUGACAAUGCAGAAUGUCUAUCAGCAACAACAGCAACUGUCACAGCAGCCACAACAACAACAACUUUUGGCGCAAUCACUUCCUCUUGUGCAACAACCGCCACAGCUGCAGCAGUCGCAAUCGCCCCCUCUGCAGCAACAACAACAGCAACAGUCGCAGCAGCAGCAGCAACAACAGCUGCCAGCUCAAGCACCGACCUCUUCAACGAACGAACUGCCAGUGAUUCUUCGGAAAAACGGACUAUUUGCGAUGGCCAAAUACCUCCGACAGUCUGGCUUGGAUACGAUACUAAACGAAACGGGACCGUACACGAUCUUCGUACCGACGGACAAAGCUUUCCGCAGUCUCCUGGUGCAGCUGGGUGGACCGGAGAAAGCCGAAGAGAAGUUCAAGAACAAUCCGCGACUGCUCAGUGGGCUUCUGCUACAUCACGUUAUUCCAGGAUCGUUCGAGAUCACAUCACUACAGGAUGAAAUGACCGGUGUUUCGCUGGCCGGAACACAGCUUCGAGUUAAUCAGUACAAUAUGCACGAUUCCGAGUGGAACGAUGUCAAGGUAACAACGAUCAACGGUGCCAUGGUCGUACCGGAUAAGCAAGACAUCACGAUCCCUCAAGGCAUUGCGCAUGCCGUAGAUCGAGUAAUGUUCCCUCUACCGGUCGGUGAUAUCCUUCAGACGUUGCAGUCCGAUCGGGAGCGACGGUUCACCCACUUCCUGCGGGCAUUAUAUGCAUCGGGUAUGUCUGAUACACUACAGAACAAAGGUAUCAAAACGUACACAGUAUUCGCCCCAACCGAUGCGGCCUUCGCCAACUACUCGACGGAUGAACUGAACAAACUAGUCACGGACAAAGAACAGGCGGAGGAGCUUGUUAAGAAACACGUCAUACCGGGAACAUUAUUCACCGCUGGAAUGCGCUUCUACCAAGUCAAAGAUGCCAUGGCCGAAGGCAAAACGGUCACACUACAGAAGAGUGCAGGUAAAAUAAAAAUCAACGACGGUUACCUGCAGACGUCGAACAUUCCCACGACGAACGGUGUGAUACAUGCCGUGGACUCUCUGCUGUAG